Molecule: messenger RNA, 900 nt
Organism: Acaulospora colombiana
Lineage: Eukaryota; Fungi; Glomeromycota; Glomeromycetes; Diversisporales; Acaulosporaceae
Source: the annotation of a GenBank genome assembly
AUGAUGGACCCAAAAAGGACACUCAAACAAUAUGGCAUAAUCCAAGACGAAAUGUUAUACAUCAGAAGAAGGUCACCUGCGCCGUCGGAUGUCACCGAAGCGGAGCAAUUCAGACAUACAUUACUGGGAAAUCCCCACAUGUUGGAACAGUUACGUCAAACUCAACUAGAACUUGCUAAUGCAGUAAAUGAUCCGGUUCGAUUCGCCACGCUGAUUCAACAGAUGAUGCAACGCCGAAAUGAGGGAGAACUUCAAAGGGCACAACAGAUCAGCCUGCUUAAUGCAGAUCCUUUCAACAUUGAAGCACAACGAAUGAUAGAAGAGAAUAUAAGACUGGAAAAUGUCAUGGCCAAUUUUGAUGUUGCUAUGGAACAUACGCCUGAAUCCUUUGGUCGAGUAACAAUGUUAUACAUUGAUGUUGAAGUCAAUAAACAUCCGGUGAAAGCUUUCGUGGAUUCUGGAGCUCAAACCACUAUUAGAACUGCCAAGAUUUUAGGAAAAAUUCACAGCGUCCCAAUUCGGAUGGGCAAUGACUUCUUGCCAUGUUGGUUCACAAUUAUAGAAGGUCGAGGAGUUGAAUUAUUGUUUGGGUUGGACAUGUUGAAAGGCUUUCAGCACGAAUUACCGGAAUAUGCGCGAACGGAUAAAAUAAGUGAGGUCACACGAGAUGAGUCAAGCAGCAGCACCAGUGCUAUGUCAAAUAUGCAAUCUUCACAAGCUUCCGGUACAACCUCAAAUUCGAUCUCAAAUUCUUCACCUUCAGCAUCACAAUCCCGACACCCCGAAGAACACAUUAAUAAUCUGGUUUCAAUGGGCAUCUCACGAACUGAAGCAAUUAAACUUUUGGACGCUGCGAAUGGCAAUGUCGAAAUGGCGGCGAGUUUGUAUUUCGGGGAAUAG